Molecule: messenger RNA, 540 nt
Organism: Rosa rugosa (rugosa rose)
Lineage: Eukaryota; Viridiplantae; Streptophyta; Magnoliopsida; Rosales; Rosaceae
Product: pentatricopeptide repeat-containing protein At1g62720-like
Exons: 2
Coding region: 1-540 (179 amino acids)
Molecular function (GO): protein binding
Source: RefSeq, a predicted model, not a curated record
AUGGACAAGGCAAGACAAGUUUUUGAUCUUAUGAUUAGCAAGGGCUCCACGGUUAAUGUUCAGAGGUGUAGCAUAUUGAUUAACGGAUAUUGCAAGGGUAAAAAGAUCAUCAAGGCUUACAAGAUUUUCAAGGAAAUGUGUCGUAUGGAACUUGUUCCUGAUACCAUUACUUUUAACACUCUUAUUGAUGGUUUUUGCAAAGCGGGGAGAAAUGGUGAAUGCAAGAACAACCAGCAACUUUCUACUGCAACGUUUAGUUCGAAUUUGUUGGCUUCCAUCUCUUUAAGCAAUAGAAUUUUGCUUAAAGAGACGGAAGCCAACAAAUUCGAACCAAAUGUUGUAGUAUAUACUGUUGUUAUUGAAGGUUUGUGUAAAGCUGGAAAAUUUGAAUCAGCCAGAGAUCUCUUCUCCCAUUUAUCAACAAAAGGAGUUCAGCCUAAUGUGACAACAUACACUAUAAUGAUUAGUGGACUUUGUAAACCAGAAAAGUUGCUGAGAAAUGGGAGGGAGAGGCUGUUCUCCAAAUGGUUGCACCUAUAA